AUGUCGCGGCGGGCCGCGCGCAGCCGCCCGGCGGCCGGGGCCGAGGGGGGAGCCCCCGCGGGAGCCCCCGCGCGCGGCGAUGCGGAGCGGGGCCGGGCCAUGGCGGCGCCGGGGCUCUCGCUGUGCCUCCGCCUGCUGGCCGCGGCCUUCUACGGCCUCAGCUCCUUCCUCAUCGUCGUCGUCAACAAGAGCGUCCUCACCGCCUACGGGUUCCCGUCCUCGCUGUGCGUGGGGCUGGGACAGAUGGUGGCGACGGUGGCGGUGCUGUGGGCCGGCAAGGCGCUGCGGGUGCUCAGCUUCCCCGACCUGGACAGGCACAUACCCCGCCGGACAUUUCCUCUACCUCUCCUGUACUUCGGGAACCAGAUCACGGGACUGUUCAGCACCAAGAAGCUGAACCUGCCGAUGUUCACCGUCCUGCGGCGGUUCUCCAUCCUGUUCACCAUGUUCGCCGAGGGGUUCCUGCUCAAGAAGAAGUUCUCGUGGGGCGUCCAGAUGACGGUGUUCGCCAUGAUCAUCGGCGCCUUUGUGGCUGCGAGUGCUGACCUGGCGUUUGAUCUGGAAGGGUAUAUUUUUAUCCUUGUUAACGAUGCCUUAACAGCUGCAAACGGUGCCUACGUCAAACAGAAGCUGGAUUCCAAGGAGCUGGGAAAAUACGGUCUGCUCUACUACAAUGCACUGUUCAUGAUCCUUCCCACCCUGACCAUUGCCUACUUCACCGGAGAUGCGCAAAAGGCAAUGGAGUACAAGGGCUGGGCAGAUGUGUUCUUCGUCGUGCAGUUCACGCUGUCGUGUGUGAUGGGGUUUAUUUUGAUGUACUCCACGGUCCUUUGCACUCAGUAUAAUUCUGCUCUUACAACUACAAUAGUUGGCUGCAUUAAGAAUAUUUUAAUAACCUAUAUUGGGAUGUUUUUUGGAGGAGACUAUAUUUUUACAUGGACAAACUUCAUUGGUCUAAAUAUCAGUAUUGCUGGAAGCCUGGUGUAUUCCUACAUCACCUUCACAGAGGAGCAACUGAGCAAGCAGUCUGAAGCUGGCAUCAAGAUGGAUAUUAAAGGAAAAAGCUCUGUGUGACCAGGGGAAUGCUUUAUCUGAAAGCAAAAAUGUUUCUGUUGAGCUGAUCACUGGCAGAGUACAGUAAGGAAUUAGGGGUGUCUGCUGCAGAGGAAUGUUGAUGCGCUUUAAUUUGCACAAUCCGGAUUGCUGCCUUCAAAAAUCACGGGGAAGAUAAAAUGACUGCACGUGUAAGAAUUCAUCUGAUUAAGGCUGAUUGAUUGUGAGGAAAUCCUGGGGUUUUAAUCACACUGAGACUUGGCAGGAGAGGCUUGCACAAGCGGUGCAAGGGUUUGGACUGCAGAGGACUCAUCAGCACCUGGGAAAGGUACAGGAGCUGGAAACGGUCGUCUGGCCUUAGCAAGGCAGUGCCAACCUCGCCAGUUGGCCUCACGGGCUGGCGGCCCUCGGCUCCGUGCCGAGCUGUGCCGUGCCAGGCCGGGCCGUCACCUGCAGCGCCUGGGCCUUGUCUGGCACCAGCCGUGGUGUGGUGACAGGACUGGGUUUUUAAUACAUCCAGCAGCGCUGAAGGGUUUUUAAAGGUUGUCUUAUACAGCACCUCUUUCUAGGCCUGUCCUCAGAUUGUCUUUCGGUUUUAAAAACAAUUCUUUAUAGUUUUGAAAAAAAAAAAUUUUAGUAGAACUGCGUAUUAGUGAGUUUUUUUGUACGCUUCCCUUUGGUAACUAGGAGACCAAGCGCCGUAGGCAAUACGUUUCUGUUUCUGGAAGGUAACUGCUAAAAAUGUAACCGGUGCUCAGCAAAGCUGCCUUGAGGGGUGUCCUGACCACCGGGGCUCAUCCGCGUGAGUGAGACUGGCAGAGGCAGUGGGGGGCUGCUGCCCUGUGCCCCCCUCCUUGCGCUGGGGGCUGCUGGCCGGGGCCAGUGCCCCCCUGCCCUGGCUUGGUCCGGCAGCAAGCAGCAGGCUGGGUGCUCCCGGUGCCACACAGCGGGCCAGACAUUCCCCGAUCCUUUCUUAUAGCUUCCUGGGUUUUGUUAAACCCUUGGCUUUGCAACCUGCUGCUGAGCUGCUGUUUCGGUGGGCCGGCAGGGGCGUAGGGCAGCGUAGGUACUCGUGGCACUUCCUUGAGCACACACUCGUAAGUCAUGUUUUUAUUUUAUUUUUUUUAUCCCCCACGUUCACUUAUAACUUUGCUGUGCUGAGGCAUUUGCAGUCAGGAUGUUGAUUCUGUUAGAGCUUUUCUUGGUUUAUUUUUGAAUCUACUGGUUAGAUUUAUUGUCCAAAGGGUUAAAAUAUUUUUAAAGCUUAUUUUGUUUGUAAAUGUGCACACUUCAGUGCCGGGUCUGGAUGUAUUGUAUACACUGGGAAAGAGUUCCUACACCAGUAUUUUCUAUGCUAUUAAUCUACUAAAUUGUUUUCUAUACAGAAUCUAUUUACAGAAUUCACCAUUUUAGUGAUUAAAAGGGUGACCUUUUUAUUUGAAUGUAUGGCAGGCUUUAUAUGUAAGUCAGUAAUGAUAGCAAAAAAAGGAUUUUAUGUGCCUACGUAUUUUUGUACCGGCUUCCAAUAAACCAUCGACCUUCCUCCUA
Cygnus atratus (black swan) is the source of this 2601-nucleotide messenger RNA. It is a transcript of the gene SLC35D1, whose product is annotated as solute carrier family 35 member D1. The transcript is spliced from 12 exons. Lineage: Eukaryota; Metazoa; Chordata; Aves; Anseriformes; Anatidae. The coding region runs from base 1 to 1074 and encodes 357 amino acids. The record is from RefSeq and is a predicted model, not a curated record. Gene Ontology annotation, cellular component: Golgi apparatus. Gene Ontology annotation, molecular function: GDP-fucose transmembrane transporter activity; antiporter activity.